Cantharellus anzutake is the source of this 369-nucleotide messenger RNA. RefSeq lists its product as uncharacterized. NCBI's taxonomy places the organism in Eukaryota, Fungi, Basidiomycota, Agaricomycetes, Cantharellales, Hydnaceae. The record is from RefSeq and is a predicted model, not a curated record. The transcript has 3 exons. Bases 1 to 369 code for a protein of 122 amino acids.
AUGCCACAUCCUCCUCAGCAUCCCAAUCUUCCUCCUGCACUCAUGCUGUCGUUGUUCUCCUCUUAUUCACCCAUCUCGGACCUUGUCCUUCUUUCCCUCCACCUCUCGACCAGCAAUCUUCCUUCCUAUGUCCUAUUUUGUUACAGUUCUGACAUGGUGGACGGGUUCCAUAUGAUGGUUCAUUUGGGUCGCUUAGCCUCAUCAACUAUGAGCUCGAUCAGUUCGUGUGACGUGAUCUUCACUUGCCCUUUGUUCCCAAAGUAUGACCUUGUAAAGGAAUCCCAGGAGUCCGGUAAUGAGGCCGAGAUCAGGAUAGUAAACAUUUCGUCAGGGAUGGGAGAGCUGAGUGUUUGGAAUAAUGUCCGAUAG